AUGAUAUAAUAGAUUAAAAGAUAUAAAAAUUUAAAAGAAUUUUUAAACUCUUCGCUUUAAUCUCAUUAGGUUCUCCAUAUUGACUUGAGAUAAAAUAAUAUUGGUAUUGAUCAUGCUACAGGUUUAGGUUCUGGUUUAUCAAAUUGCAUUAAUCUCUCAAAUUUGAUACUUGACCUUAGUGAAAAUCAAAUUAGUAAUGAAGGUGCUUCAGGCUUAGGUUCUGGUUUAGCAAAUUGCACUAAUCUCUCAAAUUUGACACUUCUACUUCAUAACAAUUAUAUUGGUGAUGAAGGUGCAUCAGAUAUCGGCUAUGGUAUAAGAAAUUGCAUUUAUCUCUCAAAUUUGAAACUUAACCUUAGAAGCAAUAAAAUUGGCAAUGAAGGUGCAUCAGGCUUAGGUUAUGGUAUAGCAAAUUGCACUUAUCUCUCAAAUUUGAUAUUUGAUCUUAGUUGCAAUAAAAUUGCUGAUGAAGGUGCUUUAUUCUUAUGUUAUGGUUUAGGAAUUUGCACUAAUCUCUCAAAUUUGACACUUAUCCUUUCUUAUAAUAAAAUUGGUGAUGAAGGCACUUCAGGCUUAGGUUCUGAUUUAGGAAAUUGCACUAAUCUCUCAAAUUUGGUACUUGACCUAAAUAAAAAUAUAAUUGGUGAUGAAGGUGCUUCAGGCUUAGGUUUUGGUUUAGCAAAUUGCACUAAUCUCUCAAAUUUGAAACUUAAUCUUUCUUACAAUUAAAUUGAUGAUGUAGGUGCUUCAGGCUUAGGUUCUGGUAUAGGAAAUUGCAUUAAUCUCUAAAAUUUGAAGCUUAACCUUCAUAAAAAUAAAAUUAGUGAUGAAGGGGUAUCAGGCUUAGUUUCGGCUUUAUAAAAUUGCAUUAAUCUCUCAAAUUUGACAUUUCACAUUUCUGAUAAUGAUAUUGGCAUCGAAGGUGGAUUAGGCUUAGGUUCUGGUUUAAAAAAUUGCACUAAUCUCUCAAAUUUGACACUUAAUCUUGGAAAAAAUAAAAUUGGUUCAAUUGGUACAUCAGGUUUAGGUUCUUCUUUAGCAAAUUGCACUAAUCUCUUAAAUUUGACACUUAACCUUUGUGAAAAUCAAAUUGGUGAUGAAGGUGCUUCAGGCUUAGGUUCUGCUUUAAAAAAUUGCACUAAUCUCUCAAAUUUAACACUUAUACUUAAUGAAAAUACAAUUGGGUUAAUUGGUGCUUCAGGCUUAGGUUCUGGUUUAGCAAAUUGCACUAAUCUCUCAAAUUUGACACUUAACCUUGAGGAAUAAUUUAGUCCAAUUGGAGCAUCAUGCUUACUUUCUGGUUUAAAAAAUUGCACUAAUCUCUCAAAUUUGACACUUCAUUUUGGUUAAAAUAAAAUUGGUAAUGAAGAGGCAUCAGGCUUAGGUUCUGGUUUAGGAAAUUUCAUUAAUCUUUCAAAUUUGACACUUAACCUUUCAAAAAAUAAAAUUGGUGCAAUUGGUGCUUCAGGUUUAGGUUCUGGUUUAGCAAAUUGCACUAAUCUCUCAAAUUUGACACUUCAACUUAGUGGAAAUAAUAUUAACAACCAAUGUUUAUCAGGCUUAGGUUCUGGAUUAGCAAAUUGCUCUAAUCUCUCAUAUUUGACACUUGAUUUUAUGCUUAGGUAAAAUAGGUAAGUUAAGAAAAAUAGAAUAAUGUUUUUAAGAAUAUUUAAAAAAAUAAUUGAAUUAACAAAAAGCAAAUAUCUUAAAUCAAAAAGAUUAGUUAUCUUUAAAAUAUAACUCUGAUGAUAAUAAACAAGUGGCAAAAAUAAUGAAUAAAUAUGAAAUAUUUGAAUAAUAGGAUAAUAGAAUAUAAUAUGUUUUUAUUAAAUAAUGUAUUGAAAAAAAUUUUUUAACCUAAAAUAUUGAUAGAUAGAUAGAUAGAUAGAUAGAUAGAUAGAU
Molecule: messenger RNA, 1902 nt
Organism: Tetrahymena thermophila SB210
Lineage: Eukaryota; Ciliophora; Oligohymenophorea; Hymenostomatida; Tetrahymenidae
Exons: 19
Biological process (GO): nucleocytoplasmic transport; activation of GTPase activity
Cellular component (GO): perinuclear region of cytoplasm; nucleus; cytosol
Molecular function (GO): GTPase activator activity; small GTPase binding
Source: RefSeq, a predicted model, not a curated record